Truncatella angustata is the source of this 998-nucleotide messenger RNA. RefSeq lists its product as uncharacterized. Bases 107 to 904 code for a protein of 265 amino acids. The record is from RefSeq and is a predicted model, not a curated record. The transcript has 4 exons. Gene Ontology annotation, biological process: mycotoxin biosynthetic process. Lineage: Eukaryota; Fungi; Ascomycota; Sordariomycetes; Amphisphaeriales; Sporocadaceae.
ACUUCAGACUGCUUCACUAAAAUAAUCAAAUCCCUCAAAGGUUCUCAAUCACUCUCACUUUCAAGGCAUUGUAACAAUCACACGCCAUACGUAGAUUUCAACGAAAAUGGGAUCGAAACAGCACAGAUACGAAAACAUGCCGAUAGACGACCGCGAUGAUAGGUCGAGUACCGAAGUCGAGUCGUUGAUGGAGGAGACUAAGCAGUGGCAUGAUGUGGACCUCCAGAGGCCAGUCAGGCGGUCGAGGACAAGCACAAUAUGCGCGCUCCUGAGCUCAUGGCGGUGGCUGAUUGAUACGACACUGCUUCUGAUUAUACUGGGCUUUGUUGCCAAAUCAUACUUCAGAGAGCAAGUAGCUGUCAAGCCUUAUGACUUCGGGGGAGAUAUUACAGGCGUCGGUCCGAAAUUCUCUGAGCAGAUCACCACGUUUGUGCACGAAGAGGAAUACGCACCAUACAACGUGUCCGAGUUCUUCAAGCCUGACGUACUCGAGAAGUGGAACAAGCUCAUGCCACUCGGCAUGGGUUUCCAAUGGGUCAAGGAGCCUUCCAAGUAUCAUGACCUUCCGAACCCCAUCGAUUGGGACCCGGGCAUGACUGUCUUCACCACCUCAAUGACACACCAGCUGCACUGUCUUUGGGCCAUUGUGCAGACAUACUCUGGUCUGAAGUCGGGCCACGAGAUCCCCGAUGAUCACCACUGGCACAUGAUCCAUUGCUUCAGCUACAUGCGACAAGCAAUAUUGUGUGCCGCAGAUACUGCCCUAGAGGGUCAUGCAACGACCUUCCCAGAUGACAACUCGGGAUCCGAUGGCUGGGAUGCCAAGCAUGUAUGCAAAGAUAUCAACCAAGUCCGGGACUACUUGGAAAGUGUACGAGCCUACGACGACCAGCAAAUCUACUAAAAUGCUGAUGAUGUGGUUCUCGGGCCAAAUAGACAGCGGCAGCCACUGGGUUAGGCUUUGAUGAUUGAGCCAACCAGUCUAACUUAGCUCAUAU